Messenger RNA from Paramuricea clavata, 1069 nucleotides. NCBI's taxonomy places the organism in Eukaryota, Metazoa, Cnidaria, Anthozoa, Malacalcyonacea, Plexauridae. The record is from the annotation of a GenBank genome assembly.
AUGGAAACAACUAGUAACUCGAAGCUAAGGUCGGCAAGAAGCCUUGGAGAAGCCGAAGAUGGCGAGCUUAGUCGUGAUACAACAAACCAAAUCGAAGAUGAUAUGUUGUUCUCAGUUGAUAACAAAGGAACUGAGGACUUACGGAGCCCAGAGGAUGAAAAUUCAACGAUAAAAGAAGAAUUUAAAGUUUCAAGUAGGGAGGAAAAUAACACAAUAUUGGAAAAGGAUGAAGAUGUUUUACCAAAACUAAAUAUGUUGGGUAGUUCCACAAUGGAUAUGUUAGACGAUGCUGUGAAUGAAAGGAGUUGUGAUAAAUCUGUGAACUCAGAGCUACCGACAACAAGCCUUGCAGGAAAUGAAGAUAACGAUUGUAUUCCAAGGACAACAGAACAGAUAUCACAUGAAGGAAAUAAGUUGUCCCCAAAUGAUGGCAAUGGAAUUGAAGGGAAUACAAAUUCAACACAGCAGGAAGAAUUUAAAAUUCCAAGCACGGACGAUCGCGAGAACAGGUAUAGAAAUUGAAAAAUUUUAAAUUUUAAAUGCAAUUUGUAGUAAAGUCGUGGUCAGUUGAUGAGAGUUUGGCAGUCACGCAUUGUUACUGAGGGCAUUUCAAGCUCUAGAUUAACAAAAUAAAGGUUUGACGAGUGUUCCAACUAUGUUAUAACUUAAAUAGAAUACAUGAUAGUGUUGGGAAAGCAUUAAGAACAGCUAACCAAGGUCACGUGACUGCCAACUCUCGUGCGCUCUCAUCCUCGUUUCAUCCAAUAUCAUGUUAAUUGUUGAAUAAGGAUGAAAAUAUUUUAUCUAAAUUAAUAGUUUGCAUAGUUCCAUUGUGACUGAGUUGGACAACGCUGCGAGCUUCGUUGGAGGAGCUGAAAGUUUACCAGAAGAUGUGAAUUCAACCAAAAAGAAAGAAAUUUUCCAAGAAAAUAACACAACUUUUAAAAAAGAUGGUGAAACCGUUUUGUCAAAACUAAAAGUUGCGGAUACUUCGGCAGUGAAUACAUUGGGCAGUGUUAUGAAAGAAAAUCAUUGUAGCAGAUCUGCUGCUGGUAAGUUUAUGAAGUAA